Molecule: messenger RNA, 1672 nt
Organism: Prunus avium (sweet cherry)
Lineage: Eukaryota; Viridiplantae; Streptophyta; Magnoliopsida; Rosales; Rosaceae
Molecular function (GO): phosphatidylinositol transfer activity
Source: RefSeq, a predicted model, not a curated record
AAUGCUUCUUCUCUGCUUACGCCAAUAUAAAUACUUCACAAUACUUAUGAUGGUUUUCUUUCCUAAUUUAUCGAAUCCAAAAUCUGUUACUUUUUUAUUCCAUAAAUAAUAACAACGAAAAAUAAAAAGGGUUAUUGGGGAUUUUCAGAUGAGGGCGAAAUUCUAAAUGGAUAUUGAUUUCGACAAUUGCAAUGACCUCUGAAUCUGUAUUUUCAUGGCAAACAGUUGAUUGUUGGUGAUUAAUUGUGUUAAAUAUUCAUCCCGCUUUAGCUUCAUUGAAAUUUGAAAGGAUGUCAUUCAAAAAGCGGGAAGGUACAAUAGAGAAAGCUUUGACACCGGAAGAGCAGCUGCUCAAGAUUUAUGAAGUCAGACAUAUGAUAGGUCCUAUUGCUGAUAAGCUACCAGCCAUUUGUUCAGAAGAAUCAAUAGCAAGGUACCUAAGAGCACGGAACUGGAAUACGAAGAAGGCAGGUAAGAUGUUGAAAGAAACAAUAAAAUGGAGGAUGGAGUACAAGCCAGAGAAGAUCCGAUGGGAAAACAUUGCUCCUGAGGCGGAGACAGGAAAAAUUUACAGAGCCAAUUACUUUGACAAGUGUGGAAGGGCCAUUCUUAUCAUGAGGCCUGGUUUUCAGAACACAAAUGCAGUAAAUGGGCAGAUCAUGUAUUUAGUAUAUUGCAUGGAGAAUGCAAUACUGAAUUUGAAUUCAGAUCAAGAACAGAUGGUUUGGCUAAUUGAUUUUCAAAGGUGGAACUCAUCAAGCAUAUCAUUGAAGGUGACUAGGGAAACAGCUAAGGUCCUGCAGAAUCAUUACCCUGAGAGAUUGGGCCUUGGUAUCCUCUAUAAUCCACCAAAAAUAUUCGAGUCCUUUUGGACGAUGGUAAAACCAUUUCUUGAGCCCAAAACAUACAAGAAGAUGAAGUUUGUGUACUCUGACAACCCACAGAGCCAGAAGAUAAUGGAGGAUCUUUUCCAUAUGGAUAAGUUGGAAUCUGCAUUUGGUGGAAAAAAUUCAUGUGGUUUUGAUUAUCAAGCUUAUGCGCAAAGAAUGAGAGAAGAUGACAAGAAGAUGUCUAGUUUUAUUGACUCCGGUUGUUCGCCUUCAGUUAUAUCUGAGUUGCAGCAGUCAGAUGCACUGGCUUCUGGCCAUUGUUCUGAGGUCUCUGAUGAAGGUGGCUGCUCAUCAUGUGAUGAAGCAGCUUCUUCGAACUUGGACGUUGUUGAUGAGAAGAUACAAGGCAAACCACUUGACAGCAAAGAUGUUGCAAAUGGCAACACAACAUUACCUAAAGAAAUGCAAAUGAGUGAGCCUGCAUGAGCACUAGAUUUUAGGAUCUGGUUUAUGAUUUUGGUCUCACAAAUUCUUAGCUUACAUGAUUUCACCUUAAUGCAAUGAAGCAUUAGCAGAAAUUUUCGGCUUCUUUUACCCUGUUGGUUUCAAAGUGAAUACCACCUUCAAGUAAUGCACCAUUUAAGAUAGAUAUAUAUAUAUAUAUCAUUUUUAUUGUACAGACAUAAGCAGUUUGUGAAUUCUAGAAAGCUUUUCCCAGUGUUUGAUAUUUGUGGUUCUACUUCUUGUUUCCCGACCUGUUUUCAAUGUUAAAUAUGUCUGGGGAAAUUAGAGUUUUGGGAAUGUGAUACCCCUGAAUCUCGUGUCGGAAAAUACGCUGGGAA